This is a messenger RNA of Spodoptera litura, 2189 nucleotides long. RefSeq names its product Microfibril-associated protein 1 (gene Mfap1). NCBI's taxonomy places the organism in Eukaryota, Metazoa, Arthropoda, Insecta, Lepidoptera, Noctuidae. The record is from RefSeq and is a predicted model, not a curated record.
GACAUUAGUGAGUGAUCAGUGAUUUGAGUGUGGUUAUUGGUUGUGUUUAUUUCUACAUUUCAAAUAAUUUCUACUGAGAAUCAUUAUUUACUUAUACUUACAACUUACACAAUCAACUAUCAUCUUCAUCUAAUACUUCUGUGGUAUCUAAAUUUAAUCACGAACAAUUUAAGUGACUGAAAGUAGCAUCCGUAGGACAAAAUGAAUACGCUUCCAGCCCAACCCGUUGGGAUACAGAGUACAGCAGGAGCUGUUCCUAUUCGAAAUGAAAAAGGAGAGAUAUCUAUGCAGAAGGUGAAAGUACAGAGAUAUAUAUCGGGUAAAAAGCCAGACUAUGCUCAAGGUGCGUCGUCAUCAGAAGAAUCUGACACUGAAGACUUUAUAGAGCAACAGAAGCCAGAUCGCAGGCAGCAGACUUUACCACAGAUUAUAACCAAGAAGGAUGAACACCAUAGUGAUUCUGAGAAAGAAGUGGAUGACCCGCGUUUGCGACGUUUACGACAAGCGGCCCAGUCUCCUCCGAGACGAGCUGAGCACAAGCCAGAGAUUAUUGAUGCAGAACCUGAGGAGGAACAUGAAAGUAGUGUUGAGGAAUUCAAGGACAGCUCGGAAAGUGAGGAUGAACUUGAUGAGGAAGAGAUCGAGAGACGCCGACAGGCUCUCAAAGCUAAACUUGCUGCUAGGGAAGCUGAGAAGGAGGUUCUUGGUAGAGAUGAUGAUGAGGAAAUGUUAGAUGGAGAUAAGGAGGAGAGUGGCUCAUCAGACACUGAGUACACAGACAGUGAAGAAGAUACAGGUCCUCGCGUAAAACCCGUUUUUGUAAGAGCUUCAGACAGAAUGACAGUGCAAGAGAGAGAACGGAAAAUUAAGCUGCAGAAGAAAGAGGAAGCAGAAGCCAGGAAAGAAAAAGAAGAAAGGAGAAGAGAGGCUCUGAAACUGGUUGAAGAGACUAUCAGAUCUGAGCAGAGAGCUACACAGGGUGAACAUAAAGAAGGUAACAUCAAUGACGUGUGUACUGAUGACGAGAAUGAUGAACUAGAGUACGAGGCGUGGAAGCUGCGUGAAAUGAAGCGCAUCAAACGUGACAAGGAAGAGAGAGAAGCCGUGGAGAAGGAACUAUUGGCUAUUGAGCGUAUGCGUAACAUGACGGAGGAGGAACGCCGCGUGGAACAGCGUCUCAAUCCCAAACUCGUAACCAACAAGUCUGUCAAGGGCAAAUACAAGUUCCUACAGAAAUAUUACCACAGGGGUGCCUUCUACCUGGACAAAGAAGACGAGGUCUUCAAACAAGACUUCUCUGGUCCAACUUUGGAUGAUCACUUUGAUAAGACUGUUUUGCCUAAGGUAAUGCAAGUUAAGAAAUUCGGUCGUUCGGGACGUACGAAAUACACGCAUUUGGUGGAUCAAGAUACAACGGAGUUUGAUUCAGCUUGGAGCAACGAAGGCGCGGCAGCUAGGCUGGCUAACUUCAGGGGAGGCAUGAAACAAGUCUUUGACAAACCGUCCGCCAAGAGGAAGCAUAAUGUCUGAUAAUAAGUAUGCCUUAUCACUGUACAGUUGAAGAGAGAAAAUAGGAACGAAGAACUUAAUUAGGUACUGAAGCAGUGGCAGAUUUAGUGUGUACGGAUCCCGAAGCAAAUAUCGAGAAACCGCCCUUUUCGCGGGGCUCUUUCGUGCGGGUCCAAUUUCUACGCGGGGCUCCUUUAAUCGCGGACCCGUAUCGCAAAAGGUCUGUAGUAAUAUAGCUAUUGUGUCUAGUCUGGCAAUGUACUGAAGGCAACAAAUUCACAAGAUUGUGUUCUAAACGUACUAAAUUAGAUUUUUAUAAGCUCAGCAAUAAAUAGUAAAUUAAAUAUGACGAAUGGUACCAAGAAAAGAAGGCGCGUAAUAGAAAUCUGUUUUGGUUCCCAGGGUAAACAAAUAUUUACGUUAUAGGAUUUAUUAUAUGUGCUAAAAUAGAGUGAUAUAUGUAGUCUCCAGCAGAUCUACAAAUUCUAAUUAUAGAAUUUCAACUUAAUGACUUUGUUAUAGUGUCGAAAAUCAGAGUUAUGCCUUAUCUAUGUUUAUCGUUCAUUUGACUGUACUAAAGUGUUCUGUGUAUGUGCUGUUAUUACAAUGACGACUGUAAAUAUUAUUAUUAGGUUAACGAAAUCCUAGCAUUAAGUUUGAAAAAUAAAUUGUGGAAAAUU